GUACGCGACUGGAAGCGCACCCGUUAACUUCGGUGCCAUGUCGCUCCCAGGUGUAAACGACGACGAGUGACCUCGCUGCACUCAACACGUAAUCCGCGCGAGUCGUAAUUCGUUCCGUAGUGCGUGCAGGUGUUGUUAUCGGGUUGAUCGUUUCGUUGAUCUCCCAAUAAUCAUUGAUUCGUGUGUGGCCGGGGGAGUUUUUAACGCGUUGAAAAGUGUUGGGGAAAAAGGCUGCGGGCACCAGGAGCGUUCGCCGUAUAAUUCGAUCACUGAGUCAUCAUUUUGUUCGGUCAUUGUGCAGGUAUACGUGUGGUGGCGCGGGUGUUCGUGCAGGGACAGGUGUGUUGGAAUAUCAAAACCUGCGAGUUCGUUGCGACGACGGAGGUUGAAGAUCGAAGGGAAGGAGAAAAAAAAAAAAAAAAUAAGUAAAUAAUAGAAAAAAAAAAUUCCGUCCGUCUCGCAGAAGUCGACGGCGCAUCGUACCUGGUGGGUAACGCGCGAGUGCAGGUUACAUGGUUCGGUUGUACACGUUCUGUUCUCCGUCGGGUGCAGUAUAUAAUUGCAGCCCGCUCGUUCCGUUCUAAUUUAGGUGCCCUUAUAAUGAAACGGUCCAGUGUGAAACGGCAACGCUACGUCGCGUAUUGAUAAACGACCGUUUGCGGAGUGUGAUGAUAAAACGACGACGACGAUAACGAUACCCGUUGGAUAGUGUUCGUGUCCCACGGUACGCCCCUUUCGUUAUUAUAAUUCCACAAGUGCUGAUCCGAUAAAAUUCCAUUGCGUUGCGACCGGUUGCCGAACGCAACCGCCACUCGACGCUCGAGGAACGCGCGCGUUAACUACGCGACUUUUAACCCCCUCGAAUAAGCUCCGUCGCUUGGGCGCUGUAACGCUGAAAAACAGCUGAAAUUGAACAGCGGCGUAACGGCGCCGGAGCGCGAAGGGAAACGCGUGGACGAUGACCUGGUGAUUCCGCUGCAGCGUGGGCCGGCUAUUAUGCGGGAGUUGCGGGCCGGAAACCACCAAGGAGCCUCGAGCCUGCAGCAGUUCGAGCAGCAAAAUUAUCGCCACUGAACAGCUGAACAAUAAGAUGGAGGAAGGUCAGCUGUUGCUCACGGAACUACCGGCUCUACCGCCGUUGAGGGGAUCCACCGUUCUCCACAGGCCCCAAUACUACCCCCUUCAUCAACCCCACCUGGCACUGCCGACUCACAACAGCCAGAGCAUACAGCACACCCCCUCGAACCCCCCUCAGUACGGGACCGGCGCCACGAAUCUUACGACGAACCAUCAGGGGAUACCCAGACAACUUCCCCCCGUGCCCAGAGGGACAUCGGCGGCCAGUACCCACGUGUCCAGUUUGUACCCCGAAAUAUUGGCGCUCAUAUUCAGCUACCUCGACGUAAGGGACAAGGGAAGAGCGGCGCAGGUUUGCGCGGCGUGGAGGGACGCGGCGUAUCACCGAUCGGUGUGGAGAGGCGUCGAGGCGAGGUUGCACCUCAGAAGAUCGUCACCGGCGUUGUUCGCCAGCCUCGUGAGACGCGGUGUAAAGAGGGUGCAGGUCCUCUCCCUGAGGAGAUCGUUGCGCGACGUCGUUCAGGGGGUGCCGAACCUCGAGUCCCUCAAUCUGUCGGGGUGCUACAACGUGACGGACGUCGGUCUGGCGCACGCCAUGAUCCACGAACUCCCGUCGUUGACGGAGCUCAACUUGUCACUGUGCAAGCAGGUGACGGACGCCUCCUUGGGAAGGAUCGCCCAGUACCUGAAAAAUCUGGAGGUCCUCGAGCUCGGGGGAUGCUGCAACGUUACCAACACCGGCCUACUGCUGAUCGCCUGGGGUCUCAAGAAACUCAAGAAGUUGGACCUGAGGAGUUGUUGGCACGUGAUGGACCAGGGUAUCGCCCACCUCGCCGGCCUGAACCGCGACACGGCCGGCGGCAAUCUCGCCCUCGAACACCUCGGCCUGCAGGAUUGCCAGAGACUCAGCGACGAGGCGUUGAGGCACGUCUCCGUCGGACUGACGACCCUCAAGUCCAUAAACCUGUCCUUCUGCGUUUCCAUAACGGACUCGGGGCUGAAACAUCUAGCGAAAAUGCCCAGUCUGAGGGAGCUAAACCUGAGGUCGUGCGACAACAUAACCGACAUCGGUAUGGCCUACCUUGCCGAGGGUAGCAGCCGAAUCUCCUCCCUCGACGUGUCGUUCUGCGACAAAAUCGGCGAUCAGGCGCUAGUCCACGUGUCCCAGGGUUUGUUCAACCUUAGGUCGCUGUCGUUGUCCGCCUGCCAGGUCAGCGACGACGGUAUUUGCAAGAUCGCAAAAACCCUCCACGAACUCGAAACCCUAAACGUUGGCCAGUGCAGCCGUCUAACGGACAAGGGACUCACGACGAUAGCGGACAGCAUGAAACAUCUGAAAUGCAUCGAUCUCUACGGGUGCACGAGCAUAACGAAGACCGGAUUAGAAAGGAUUAUGGAAUUGCCACAGCUAAGUAUACUGAACCUUGGACUGUGGCAUCUGCGGUGAUGGCAUUCAAGAGACGAGGAGAAGACGGAGCUCUAUAGGAGAUCUACUCAAGUGUCCGGAGGGAACAUUUAUUCUAUAUAAAGAUAAUUCGUUGAUGAUCAGCCAUCACCUCGACUCGCCUCGUGAUUAUUAAUAUUAAUAUUUUUAUUAUCAACUAUUACCUAUUGUCAUUAUCAUUAUUACUGUUAAAACCGCCGCAUGCCCUCAACGAUUCAAUGUCAGUUCCAACGCGCGAACGUAUCAUCCGCCGCCGCCGAUCUAAACGCGAUCGACGGAUGUUCCAAAAACUUCCCCCCCCCCCCCCCCAAAAAAAAAAAUUGUCGGUUCACAACCAACUUCUUCUACUCUAGACGAAUUCCGUUCCGAUUCUAACGGCAGACAGCCUUGCGAACGUCCAUCGCUUCCGCAAAUGCGAAAAUAACGUUGAAAACAAUGAAAUUUGCAAAACCGGAGAACACCGAUUCAACUCCCACUCGCAGCGUCAAUCUCCCAUAGCCGUACCAGUCGCACAUCCACCUUCUCACGUACCCAUCAUGAUACGCCGGUUCUCCAUCUCGGAUGGCGUUCGAUGUUUAUGAAUGUAUACUAUACUCGAAGAUCGUACGUCAUACGUAGGAUGGUUGCGGGCUUACGUGUGGUACGUACGAAAUAUACGCCGAGAAGGGGCACGCUUCAAUAUAGUCGUGGUAUAGCUGGGUAGGGUUUUUUUUUCAUGUGUGCACCGUGCAUGGGCGGACAAUACUCUCGCCUCCUUUUAUACGUAUUCGCCUCGUUCGCCUCGCGGUGGGCAACGACUACGCACACAUCCGCGUAUCCCGUCCGCUUAUACCUACCGGUCCACCUACCUGUGCCCACCUUACCGGCUCUACGUGUAGCCGCGGUGAAACUCGGGGGCCCAGCGAUAUUGCGAAAUCGAUUGAAAACGUGCGCGAUUUACCGCGACUCUCUGUCCACAUCCAAGAUUUUCGCCCUUGCGAACCGCAGCCUUGGCGUUGCAGCCCGGCGACCGCGCUUUUGCUCACCGAUUUCGCGAAAAUUUUUAAGUUUCCAGUCCGGUCGCCCGUCGCACUUUCCGGAAUUUAAUAAGGUACGGGGGUCGGGUACGACGCGACGAGGGUGAGGGACGGAAGGGAUAAUCGGCUCCAUCGCUCUCAUCCGCCCGUUUCGCUUUUGCGAACGGUGAACCUUGCAGCGUUCCGGCUUUCUUGGGGAGGCCUAGGGAUUGUCCCACAAUAUAAUUUCCAGUGAAAAGAAUUCCUCGAAUUCUGCCCACUUUGUUGGGCCAUUACAUAGGUAUAUACACUACGGCGGGGCCCUAUUUUCCAAAUUUCAUAUUUACCGUUCCUCCGGUAAUCCCGGGCCCCUCGGCUGACCCGCAUUGUGUCGAUUUUCCGGCAUCGGUGCAGCGGCCCAAAAGUUACGCUUCCCCCAGAAAAACCGAAUAUCGUUCCUACCGAGGUACCCGGGUCAGAACGUUGAUUAAUUUCUCUCUUCAAAAUUACACACAGUAUACAUAAAAUUGCCCUUUCCGGCCCUUUUGCCCUGUAGAUGGUGAUGAGUAGCGAACGAAAAAAAAAAAAUGCGAAUAGAAUGAGCGAAGAAGCAGAAAAAAGAGCGACACUCUUGGCAAAUAGAGCAAUAAAUCGGCGAACGCGAGAAUAGCGAUAGAUUUUCGUGAAAACGGGGCUGUUUUUUCACGUCGGUAUUGCGUUAUAGUGCGAGCGCGAGGCAACGGGGUCGGUUACAGUAGUGACGGCUACGUAGCGUAAACUGCACGAUUGCAAACAAAGAAACGAAGACAAGUACAAACAAACUACAAGUUGUGGCAACAAGUAUAUACUUACUGGCGAGUUUCUUGUCGGAAGCCAGAAAUAAUGAUAACAACAAACGCGAACGUGAUAUCGAAUCGCGCUGGACCCGGUGGAAAAGCGGAGUAAAAAAAAAAAAAGAAAAAGAGAAAAA
Athalia rosae (coleseed sawfly) is the source of this 4486-nucleotide messenger RNA. It is a transcript of the gene Ppa, whose product is annotated as F-box/LRR-repeat protein 14. Gene Ontology annotation, biological process: SCF-dependent proteasomal ubiquitin-dependent protein catabolic process. Gene Ontology annotation, cellular component: SCF ubiquitin ligase complex. The transcript has a single exon. The record is from RefSeq and is a predicted model, not a curated record. Bases 1091 to 2524 code for a protein of 477 amino acids. Gene Ontology annotation, molecular function: protein binding. NCBI's taxonomy places the organism in Eukaryota, Metazoa, Arthropoda, Insecta, Hymenoptera, Athaliidae.